This is a messenger RNA of Mesoplodon densirostris (Blainville's beaked whale), 1203 nucleotides long. RefSeq names its product mitochondrial fission factor-like. Bases 202 to 951 code for a protein of 249 amino acids. NCBI's taxonomy places the organism in Eukaryota, Metazoa, Chordata, Mammalia, Artiodactyla, Ziphiidae. The transcript has a single exon. The record is from RefSeq and is a predicted model, not a curated record. Gene Ontology annotation, biological process: positive regulation of mitochondrial fission. Gene Ontology annotation, cellular component: mitochondrial outer membrane; peroxisome.
GGAGCCGGCGGGCGGCGGUCCUCGCCAGGGACCUUCAGCGGGCCCAGGGGGACAAAAGUGGCUCUAAAUCCAGCACAUGCAUAUUGAAGCAAGUUAAAGGAUUUAAUAUGAAGCACAGAAACAGAUAAUGCCAAAAAGCAAGCAAUAGUUGGUACACUUUUAGUGAGUGGGGCAGCAUUUCCUUCUCCCAGUGCUGCUGAGAUGGCGGAAAUUAGUCGAAUUCAAUAUGAAAUGGAAUACACCAAAGGUAUAAGUCAGCGAAUGAGGGUCCCGGAAAAAUUAAAGGUAGCACCACCAAAUGCUGACCUGGAACAAGGAUUCCAAGAAGGAGUUUCAAAUGCUAGUGUGAUUAUGCAGGUUCCAGAGAGAAUUGUUGUAGCAGGAAAUAAUGAAGACAUUGCAUUUUCAAGACCAGCAGAUCUUGACUUUAUACAGUCAACUCCCUUCAAACCUCUGGCACUAAAAACACCACCUCGUGUACUUACACUAAGUGAAAGACCACUAGAUUUUCUGGAUUUAGAAAAACCUGCUCCAACCCCUCAAAAUGAAGAAAUCCGUGCAGUUGGCAGGCUAAAAAGAGAGCGCUCUAUGAGUGAAAAUGCUGUUCGCCAAAAUGGACAGCUGGUCAGGACUGACUCCAUUGUGAGAAGACAAAAUGAAAUACGUUGUGAAAGACCUGUGUUGCGUGGUGGGUCUGCUGCCGCCACCUCUAACCCUCAUCAUGACAACGCCAGGUAUGGCAUUUCAAAUAUAGAUACAACGACUGAAGGAACCUCAGAUGACAUGACUGUUGUAGAUGCAGCUUCAUUAAGACGACAGAUAAUCAAACUAAAUAGACGUCUACAACUUCUGGAAGAGGAGAACAAAGAACGUGCUAAAAGAGAAAUGGUCAUGUAUUCAAUUACUGUAGCAUUCUGGCUGCUUAAUAUCUGGCUCUGGUUUCGCCGCUAGAGGUAACCUCAACUUUCAAAAAUAUUGUCUCAACAGCUGGAAAUAUAAAGAAUUUGCAAACUUCUUUAUUUCUGUCUUUACAUUGUAUGCCGUUUUACAAUCCCCACCCUGAAAAUGUAUUUCUCCCAGAAAGGAUGGGGGAAAGACUUAUAUUUGCAGAAGUAAAGGUAUAUCCUGUCACUCGACUGUAUUUAGUUUUAACCAGUUCUGCCGUAACACCGACUUAAAAUUCUCCCUUUGCAUGUUUUGUAA